Diorhabda carinulata is the source of this 5009-nucleotide messenger RNA. Its product is annotated as neuroglobin-like. The record is from RefSeq and is a predicted model, not a curated record. Lineage: Eukaryota; Metazoa; Arthropoda; Insecta; Coleoptera; Chrysomelidae. Gene Ontology annotation, molecular function: heme binding; oxygen binding. The coding region runs from base 686 to 1273 and encodes 195 amino acids. The transcript has 4 exons.
ACUAUCAAGGAAAAAAGUUGAAAAAGAAUAAUAAAGAAGAUACAUAAAGGGUAAGAAAAAAGAGGUAUUAAACGCCGCAGAAAAUAGUGUGUUCAUAUGGUAGAACAUGACUUAAAAAAAUUGGAGGUUAAACAUUGGCAAGGAUUUUCGAAGGGUAUAUUUUAUUAAUUUUAUGUAAAGUGAUAUAUUCCUAUUGAAAUUUGAGAAAACUACUUAUAAUUUUCACUCAUUAUCCAUUUAAAAAUAUUUUCAUAACUAAUUUAACAGUUUAUAGGAAAAACAAAUGUUUUUCUGCCUAUACACCGCGACGAAUAUUGGAUUAUAUUUCCUACAAACCAAAGUGACAGUGGUUGACCUUAAUAUCAAUUUGCAAUAUGGCUUUUUUAGCAGAAAACACGCAAAACUUGUAGAUCAGUUUCAGCGUUCCGUACCUCAUCAGUGCAAUAUUUAAUCUCAAAAAUCUAGAGAUCAACGUUAUCUCCGAAAAGUGUAAAUGAAACGCUCGGCGGUCCAAAACAAACAUCUACAACAUCACUCCAAUUACCUACACGAACUCCUAAUAGUGUGUUGUUAAUGGCAAACAAAACAUAUUCGCGACGUUUCUGAAUUAAGGAACCGUCAAAUUCGUUCCGCAGUGCGAUAAUAAAAGAAAUUGUUCAAAAUAUCUCGUAAAUUUUUCGCCAAAAUGGGCUGUGAACUCGGUAAAUUGGCUGGGAGGGGUCAUGCUGAUAAUAAUGGAAAGUUAGACGAAGUGGGCCCUCCGGCGCAACCUCCACCGGUUGAUUCGCGGUUACCCCUCACGGCUAAACAAAAAUAUAGCAUGCUGGCUUCGUGGAAGGGAAUUAGCAGAGCUAUGGAGAGCACUGGGGUUUGCAUGUUUCUAAAAUUAUUUGAAGAACACGCCGAGCUAAUCAGCCUUUUCGAAAAAUUCAAAGAGCUGAAAACCAAAGAAGAACAAGCCAACAGUUUGGAACUCCAAGAGCACGCCACUACCGUUAUGAAUACUUUAGAUGAGGGAAUCAAAGGACUCGACAAUUUGGACGCGUUCUUUGAAUACCUCCACCAAGUGGGAGCAACACAUCGUCGGAUACCUGGCUUCAAAGUGGAAUAUUUUUGGAAAAUCGAGAAACCUUUCCUGGAAGCUGUAGAAUUAACGUUAGGAGAUAGAUACACCCAAAACGUAGAAAGUAUAUACAAAAUAACAAUAAAAUUCAUAAUAGAAACAUUGAUAAAAGGUUAUGAUAACGCCAAUAACGCAAACGCACCUACGUGAAGAUCUUCAGACUGAAAAUAAAAAAGUUAAAUGUGUACUGCUAAAAAUACCAAUUUGAUUUUUAUAUAUAGAACCAAAUAUAUCCAAUUAAUCCGAAAAAUAGAAUUUGGGCAAUGCUUUCCCGGAUAUAUAAACAUUCUUUUAUAAAAUGUACAAUUACUUUCAAAAUUUAUUCAUAUAAUGAUUUCUAAAAACAUUAUUUAUAUUUUAAUCAAAAUCCACAUGUUAUUAUCUAGGUUAAGUUUGAUGUUUCUACCCACAGAUUCAAUUAUACUAGACAGGGCAUUCGAUGAAAUUCGUUAGAACGAGAUACAAAGCAGAUUAAGGUAUAGUUAUCUCUUAUUUUUUUACGCAUAAUUCCGAAUCUUGUGAUUUUUUUUCUUCUCUUCUAAUUUUAGUCCCUUUUUGUAAAUAUGAUACCAAUGACUGGUAUCAGUGGAUGGCUGUGUAUCCCAUAUGAAAUCGGCAAUAGAAUAAGAAGCAGAAAAGAUUUUUGUUUCUAUACCAACUUGUCAAAUGUAUUGGAUCACUCUAAAUUAAAUAAAUUUAAAGAAAAUUGAACUAUAAAUAUGAUUUUUGGUUGUUUUGUAUCAAGAAUUGUCAAAAUUUCUACGAUUUUGGAUAUUUUUGGAAUUAAUUUAUUAGAUCUUAGUUAAAUUUCGUAUUCUUUUAAAUCAAUAACUCAUAUACGUAUAAUCAUACUCCGGGAAUGAAUUGUUCAAAAAUGUGUUACCUAUGAACCAAAACCCACCCUUGAGUGUAUCAUGUAAAUAUUUGUGUGUAUGUAUUUGACGUAAGAAUUAGAAAUGAUAGUGUACUAGUUGAAAGAAAAAUGAAUCAAUAUUAUAAAACGUAUCUAAAUGAACAAAUCCUCGAAUAAUUCGCUUAAAAAAUGGAGAUUUUUUUAGGUUUAUUAUUAUUUAGUUUGUAGUUCAUUAUUUCUAGACUGUAUAAUUUUAGUAUGAACAAUAUUUCAUGACAUCGCUUCCAAUUCCAUAAUUACGUAGUUAGUGACGUAAUAUUUAAACUACGAAUUGAAUGUCCUUGUAACUAAAUUGAAAUUACACCUCUGAUUUAGAUUAGAACGUUUUUUUUAUAGACUAAAGGUCUUAAAUAGAAAGUUCCUCAACAGCUUGAAAAUCGACGUUUUGAUAAAUAUAUUAUCGUCAUCUGGGCAGUACACAAAUAAAAAUAACCGAAACAACACAGACGAACUUUUAAAAAGUCCUAGCUUGAUUCCAAAGCCAUUCAUAUCUAAGUAGUACCUGGUACUUCAUAUUGAAUUCCUCUGCUCUUAUUAUGUGAAAAUUCAACGAUUUUUUUACGCUUUUUAUACAAUUUUUGUGAAAUUUUUAAAAAUAAAUAGUAAAAAAUACAUAAAACAUCAAAUUAAUUCUUUUUAAUAAUAAUUUUAGUAAUAAAUACACGUUCAAUCCAAAAAUUCGCUAAAAAUAACACAGUAAACAAAGCACACCCUAAAUUCAACUUUUAAUACGGUCAGAUAUUCACGUAAAGUUGUUUAUAUCGUUGUCUCUUUUUACGAUUUAAUGUCAAUGUCAAUGUCAAUUUAAAGAAACUGCUACGUAUGUCUUUUAGUUGAUCUUGUAGAGAAGACAAUCGAUCUAAUGUUGUUAUUUUUGAUUUCUAUUAAUAGAAGAAGACAGUAUGUAGAAAAUAUGUGUUUCAUAUAUCAUAGAUUGAGUCACGUGAUGGAAGAACUUCACCGUUUCUACUAGAUUAUUCUUUCCCUUUUCUUACUUAGCAUUCGUUAAAAUUUUUAUCUCUUUUUAUUCGAGGAUAUGUUUACAGAUAAUGCUUCUUGUAGAUUAACAUUAGUACUUAUGUCAAUUGUCUAAAUGUAAGAUAGAAAAUAACUAAAUAUAUCGCAAAAAAAUAAUACCAUCUGUUUGAACAUUUUAAAACUUCUGAGUAUAUAAAUACAGACUUUUUAUAAAUGGAUACUUAUUUUGAAUUAAAAAUCAAUUUGAUUCUAUGAUGAGUUACAUCUAAAUGUCGACCGGAAAUUCCAGUUUGGUAAAUAUUUAGAAGGGGGGCUCCACCCCAACCUUACUCCAAAAAUUGUUUGCUGCACUUCUGAUCCUUUCAGGGGAUAAAAUUAUCAACAAUUACAAAAUAAUCAACAAUUACAUUACAUGACUGCCACGUCCUUCAUACCUAUAAUAUUAAAUGGAAGAAAUACAUAAAUAUUUCACGAUAAGCUUCCAACGAUUGACCUAACCUAAUUUAACCUAACCUAACCUAACCUCUAGAUGACAGCGUAUUCCGAUAUGAUUGGAUACUUAUUGAUAUUCAAUAUGCAUAAGAUAAUGAGUGUUAUGAUGGAAAAUAUGUGUCUCCCCCACCCUUAAAGUACUUUCGCAGCACUAAAAAACAACCCUAUAGGUAUAUUCGAAGUUUAUUUCCAAUGAAAAACAUCGUGGCGCUUUCCGCCGUUUAUUACGUAUCCACCCCUUGCUUCGCCAAUUAUAAGAGAGAAACAGAUUUAGUUAUAAACCCAACGUUGCAGAGACAUUUAAAAUUUCGAAAGUUUAUUCUAAUAAAAUGAAAUAAUUAUUCGCGGCAGCGGAUUUUUUAAUGAUUAGCAUAUAAAUGAGAACGAACUCGAAAAGUAUAAAAAGUUUGAUGUAUAGAAAUUUGUUCAAUAAUAAAAUUCAUCUAUGAUAGAUUGGUAAUUAUUUUUUGUACAGACUGUAAUAAAACAUUCAUUCAUUUUUCUUCCAACGCAGCUGAAUAAUAUUAACAAUAUGUAUGUUUACAAUGAUAAAACAGAUAUUAUUUUGUAAUAAUAGAUUUAGACUAAAUUAUUCCGCUUAGUUCUACCUCUAUUAUUAUUGAAGUACUCCAUCAAAAUCAACUGAGAUCUGUUUUUAAUGUAUGUAAUGAUAUUUUAACUAGUAUUAAAAAUUAUACCAUCAAUUGUUGGUUAGAUAUAACUCAGAUACAUUUACAUACAUUUAUACAAAAUCAACAAGCUUCAACUUCAUUUUCAACUAAAAAAAUAUCAAAGGUAAAAUCAUUCCACUUAAAAUUAAAUAAAAUAAAUAAAAAAUAAUUAUAUGAAAAGCAAUCGUAAAUAGUAAUGAGUUAAACGAUAAUUAUCGAAAUGAUUUUCAACUUCUUUCUUAUAAAUAGUUAAUCACUACCACGUAUAAAACUAAGUAUAUGUUUUGAAUCUCAUAAAUAAAAAGAAAUGACUACGUUUCUUUCAUUUAUUUCUGAAUCCGCAGAAAUACAUACUUAAAAUAUUUAUUCCUUCUAUUUCUAUAUUGUUAAUGAACUAUUUUGUUAAACAGAUCGAAUUUACUAACGUUUAGAGAAACUUUUAAAUACCUCCUGUAUAACAAAAAUAUUGUUGCAUCCUCAUAACCUCAGAAAUACACACAUGUUUCACUAUUUAUGUAAGACGCUACGUGUUAUUAGAUAACCGACCCGACCGUUAAAAUUACAAAAAUUAACAUUAAAUUAGAUGCAAAAAUACAAAAAUAUCUUCACAAUCUGUGAGCUACAAACAAUUUUCGUUAAAUUAUUUCACUGUGAUUUUAUAACACUUCCUAUACCUGAACGGAAGUUCCCUGAACCCCCUAACCUCUAACGAAAUUAGGUUAGGAAUUUAUUAUGUCAAAGGGCUGACAUCUCAUUCCUUAUUCUUGUAGUAACUCGAUCAAAAGUUACUUUGGCUAAGUGAUUUAAAGGAAGAGGCCAAACAGAAAAAGAA